AUGCCCGAAAAAGAAAAUCAACCGUCGGAAAAACCACCGCAAACACCAACGGGACCAGCAGCCCCAGACAUUGAUUUUAUUCCCUACAUCCUUGUACACAAAGUUCAUAGAAAUUUAAAAAGUAGUCAAGUUGAAAUAGUACCCCUACAUCAUUAUUUUAGAGAUGUAACACCGGAACCGGAACCCGAGGGUGAAGGGGAACAAGAAACCGAAAUACCUGGACCGCCACCUGUUAUUUAUGCUCCUCCACUACCGGCACUUAAAGAAAAAAAAAAUUGGUGGGAUUUUUUUCGUCCAAUUUAUGGAUUCAACGAACCUCGAGUUCGUUCGAGACUUGAAAAAUUAAUGAACAGUUGGAUUGUUCAUGUAACUGAUAGAAAAUAUAUGAUUAAACUACAAGAAAAAAUUAAAGAAGAUCAUUUGAAAAGUUUAAAAAAAAGAAUCAAAGAAAGAGAGGCAGAUGAAAUGGAACGUGAAAAGAAUUUGGUUUUGGAAGGAAAAAUACCUUUUGAAGAAGCACCUGUAGAACUUAGAUUACAUCCAAUAUUUGUUAUUGGUCAAAUAGCUGAGAAAAUAAUUGAAGAAAGGAAAACAUGGGUGAUUGUUCUAGUAUUGAUGAUGAUGAUGAUGAUGGUAUUACAGAAAAAACAAAUAACAAAAACGGAUUUAUAUAAAACUCCAUUGGCUAGAAUAAGAGCAGCUGAAAAAGCAUUAAAAGAAACUGUUUUUGUUAAAGUUUCAGAAGAUGAUAAUGUUAGUCAAAGUGUUGCUGUUAUCUGUGAUACUGAUGCUGAUGCAUUAGAAGACAUUCUUAAAGGUUAUAUGUUUUCUGAUGAAGAUUAUAGUUUAUUAAAAUAUGAAUAUCCAGAAAUUAAAAAUAUGAAAUUAACAGAUGUUAACUGUAAUGGAAUUAUACAAUCAAGCAGAAAGAAUAAUUUUCCUUCCAAAACCACCUUUGUUACCAUGAAUUUGUAUAAGAAUAGAUUGGGAAAAUCAAUAGAAAAAAUUUUCUAA
Molecule: messenger RNA, 1014 nt
Organism: Pediculus humanus corporis (human body louse)
Lineage: Eukaryota; Metazoa; Arthropoda; Insecta; Psocodea; Pediculidae
Exons: 7
Coding region: 1-1014 (337 amino acids)
Source: RefSeq, a predicted model, not a curated record